Musca domestica (house fly) is the source of this 642-nucleotide messenger RNA. RefSeq names its product cytochrome P450 4e2-like. Bases 9 to 614 code for a protein of 201 amino acids. NCBI's taxonomy places the organism in Eukaryota, Metazoa, Arthropoda, Insecta, Diptera, Muscidae. The record is from RefSeq and is a predicted model, not a curated record. The transcript is spliced from 4 exons. Gene Ontology annotation, molecular function: iron ion binding; heme binding; oxidoreductase activity, acting on paired donors, with incorporation or reduction of molecular oxygen.
UAUAUAUAAUGAUAUUGUUGGCAUUAUUAGCCAUUUUGGCCUACAAUGAAAUAAAAACUGCCAAGAUACGAAAACAAGUUAAACACACGGCCGGUGAACCGACCCUGCCAAUUUUAGGCAAUCUCCAUCAAUUGGGCCGGAAACCAACUGUUACCACAAAUUAUCUCUUUGAUUUAUUUUACAAAUACAACUUUGGAAAUCUCUGCAUUUGGUUGGGUUAUCAUCUGCAGUAUUUGGUCGUGGAUACCAAGGAUGUGGAGUUCAUUUUAUCCACCAACCCAUUGGUCAACAAAUCGGACAUCUAUAAACUCCUCCACCCUUGGUUGGGUGAGGGUUUGAUCACCAGCUCGGGCGCCAAAUGGCAAAAGCAUCGCAAAAUGAUUACCCCCUCUUUUAAUUUCAAUAUUCUGAAUAGCAUUCAGGAUGUAAUGAAGACGAAUUCCGAGAAAUUCAUUGGGAAAUUGAGGGAGAUUUCUCGGGGUGACAACAUUUUUGAUCUUCAGGAGGUGGUUAAUAAUUUGACCUUGGAUGUGAUAUGUGAAACCGCCAUGGGUGUGAGCAUUAACGCUUUGGAUAACCCCCAUUCGGAUUUUGUCUUGGCUGUGAAGUUGUAAGUUGAGGAUCUUAUAAAAACAAUUGUUA